Staurois parvus is the source of this 248-nucleotide messenger RNA. The record is from the annotation of a GenBank genome assembly. Lineage: Eukaryota; Metazoa; Chordata; Amphibia; Anura; Ranidae.
GUUAAGCUGCUCAUUUAAAAAAUAUAUACAGUACAUGUACUAAUACUUGAUAUGAGAAACGGAGAUGACUUGGAGCAGGGGCGGACUGACAACUCAUGGGGCCCCCAGGCAAUAGGGGAUCAUGGGGCCCCUGUGUCUUUGCCCACACUCAAAGCAUACCCAAAAAAGCCCAUAAAAAGGUAACAGGGGCAUUUCAUGGGGCCCCCUACUGACCUUGGGCCCUCAAGCAAUGCCCGAGUGCUCAAAUG